GGGUGUGCGCGCGCCAGUAAAAGGAAGCAGAGCCUGUAAACGGUGAACUCGCUGCCUCUCUUUUUUUUCCACCCCUCGAAACAACUCACAGCGCCGUGUUACUUUUCAUGUGGACGCUAUCAUCGACUGCAACAACAACGCGGCCAGAAGGGAAUACGAGAUUUUCCGGAGAGGGGGGGACAAGGGGGGGGGGCUACCGGUUAACGUUAUUGUGCCUUUUUCGCUUGGAUAUUUCCGACGCGAACGGUAGAAAAAUCCGUAAAAGUGAAACCGUCUUUUGUUGAAGCAAGUGCUCGUGCGAGCCCCCUCCGUGCGGGUUGUGUGUGUGUAUGUGUGUGUGGAGGGGGGGUUAAAAUAUAGAAAGGACAAGCAGAAGAAGAGCCCGUGCGGGUCCCGGGUCAUGGAUUUGGAGCAUGCUUAAGUUGCGUUGGUCAACUCGGGGGAGGAUCACGUUUUGAACUGGUUCGCAGAGGUCUCUGGGACUCCCAAAAAGCACCAGACUGGCGGCUUUUCUGAAACACUGGGGUUGUUGGUGUGGCCAAAUUUUCCCUGGAUUUGACUGGUAAAUUCAGAAGACUGAAGCCCAGGCUCACAGUCUACCUUUCACGGAGGCCCAGCCGUGAGAGGACUGAGGAAGGCACGUGGCGGAUCAUGACGGCCGACAAAGAGAAGGAGAGGGAGAAAGAGCGGGACAGGGACAGAGACCGGGAUCGGGACAAGAGAGAGUCCGGUAAGUCCCGCCGGCAGGACGGCGACCGCGAGAGCGAGAGCUCCAGGCCCCGGCGCAGCUGUACGCUGGAGGGCGGGGCCAAGAACUAUGCAGAGAGCGAACACAGCGAGGACGAGGACAACGAUAACGGCAGCACGGGCGGAGGGAGCGGCACGGCCGAGGAGGGCGGCAAGAAGGGCAAGAAGAAGACGCCCAAGAAGAAGUCUCGCUACGAGCGCACGGAGAACGGAGAGAUCACGUCCUUCAUCACAGAAGACGACGUUGUUUACAGACCAGGAGAUUGUGUCUACAUCGAAAGCCGGCGGCCCAACACUCCCUACUUCAUAUGUAGCAUUCAGGAUUUCAAGCUGAGUAAACGGGACCAUCUGCUGAUGAAUGUGAAGUGGUACUACCGCCAGUCCGAGGUGCCCGACUCGGUCUACCAGCACCUGGUGCAGGAUCGCAACAAUGAGAACGACUCGGGCCGGGAGCUGGUCAUCACAGACCCGGUGGUCAGAAGUCGAGAGCUCUUCAUCUCCGACUACGUGGACACUUACCAUGCUGCUGCUCUCAGGGGGAAAUGCAACAUUUCCCAUUUCUCUGACAUAUUUGCUGCCAGGGAGUUCAAAGCCCGCGUCGACUCCUUUUUCUACAUCCUGGGAUAUAACCCCGAGACCAGGCGACUAAACAGCACACAAGGGGAAAUCCGAGUGGGACCCAGUCACCAAGCCAAGCUCCCCGAGCUGCAGCCUUUCCCUUCUCCUGGUGGCCAGGCCGUGACGGAGAACGAGGAGCUGGUCUGGAUGCCGGGGGUCAAUGACUGUGAUCUUCUCAUGUACCUCAGAGCCGCAAGGAGCAUGGCUGCCUUUGCAGGGAUGUGCGACGGAGGCUCAACAGAAGACGGAUGUUUAGCAGCCUCUCGAGACGACACUACAUUAAACGCACUUAACACUCUUCACGAGAGCAGCUACGAUGCAGGAAAAGCUCUCCAGCGUCUGGUGAAGAAGCCUGUACCCAAACUGAUAGAGAAGUGCUGGUCUGAGGAUGAAGUGAAGCGCUUCAUUAAAGGGUUGAGACAGUUCGGCAAAAACUUCUUCAGGAUCCGAAAGGAGCUGCUGCCCAACAAAGAAACGGGAGAACUCAUCACCUUCUACUACUAUUGGAAGAAGACCCCCGAGGCAGCCAGUUGUCGAGCUCACCGCAGACACCGCCGCCAGCCCGUCUUCCGUCGCAUCAAGACGAGAACCGCUUCGACUCCGGUCAACACCCCCUCACGCCCCCCCUCCAGCGAGUUCUUGGACCUCAGCUCGGCCAGUGAAGAUGACUUUGACAGUGAGGACAGCGAACAGGAGCUGAAGGGCUACGCCUGCCGCCACUGUUUCACUACCACCUCCAAGGACUGGCACCACGGGGGUCGGGAGAACAUCUUGCUGUGCACAGACUGCCGCAUUCACUUCAAGAAGUACGGUGAGCUGCCCCCCAUUGAGAAGCCUGUGGACCCGCCGCCAUUUAUGUUCAAACCUGUCAAAGAGGAAGAGGAUGGACUCAGCGGGAAGCAUAGCAUGAGGACCCGACGGAACAGAGGCUCGAUGUCGACGCUACGUAGUGGUCGUAAGAAGCAGACAACCAGUCCCGAUGGCAGAACCUCGCCUACAAACGAGGACCUGCGCUCUAGCGGACGCACCUCUCCCAGCGCGGCGAGCACCGACAGCACAGACAGCAAGACAGACUCCAUGAAGAAGCCCAGCAAGAAGAUUAAGGAGGAGGCUCCUUCACCUAUGAAGAGUGCCAAACGGCCUCGAGAGAAGGGAGCCUCAGACACAGAGGAGCCUGAGAGGGCCGGCGUCAAAAAGUCCAAGACACAAGAGCUGAGUCGUCCAGACUCGCCCUCAGAAUGCGAGGGUGAAGGCGAGGGCGAGAGCUCGGAUGGGCGCAGCAUCAACGAGGAGCUCAGUAGCGAUCCUAAAGACAUUGACCAGGACAACCGGAGCUCCUCCCCGAGCAUCCCCAGCCCCCGCGACAACGAGAGCGACUCUGACUCGUCUGCCCAGCAGCAGCAGCUCUUGCAGAGCCAGCACCCCGCAGUCAUCCAGUGUCAGCCGGGCACAUCCUCCGCUUCCUCUGCACCGCCUCCGCCUACAGCCUCGGCCCCCUCACUGCCCCCACAGGUUUCCCCCAUAGCGGCCUCCACCUCUCUACCUCCCCUGCCUAUGCCCCAGGCCAGCCCUAUGUCUCUUAUCCAGUCGGGCCCAUCCCUCCACCCUCAAAGGCUGCCCUCUCCACAUUCUCCUUUAACUCAGGCUCCGCCUCCUGGACUCCCCAUACCACCUCAAUCGUUACCGAGCUCGCAUCAUGGGCCCAUGCCGAUGCCUCCCAUGCCACAUCCCCUUCAGCCCGGCCCCUCGCACAUGCCUCACCCUCUCUCCUUGCCCCUCCAGGGCUUCCCAAUGGGUCAGUCUCAGGUCCCAACCCUGCCAAUCUGUGGCCAGUCACAGCAAAGGCCGCACACUCCUCCUUCCCAAUCCCAGUCAUCUGCUCAGAGUGGCCAGCCUCCCAGAGAGCAGCCCCUUCCCCCCGCCCCGAUGUCCAUGCCUAUGCCUCACAUAAAGCCCCCGCCAACCACACCUAUCCCUCAGAUGCCCAACCCGCAGUCCCACAAACACCCGCCCCACGCGUCGGCACCUCCGUUUCCUCAGAUGCCUUCAAACCUGCCGCCGCCACCCGCACUCAAGCCCCUCAGCUCUUUAUCCACACACCAUCCUCCACCAGCACACCCGCCUCCCCUACAGCUCAUGCCUCAGGGGCAACAGCUACAGCCCCCACCAGCACAACCUCCAGUUCUCACUCAGUCACAGAGCCUCCCACCGUCAGCCAGCCACCAACCUCCUCCAGCUCCUCCUCUGCCACCCUCCGCAGCAGCCGCACACUCGAGUGGGCCACCGCAGCCAACGUUCUUGUCUCAUCCUUUCAGCACAGUUCUACCUCCAACUGGCCCUCCCCCAUCCUCAUCAAACUCUAUGCCUGGCAUUCAGCCUCCACCCUCCUCCGCCCCGCCGUCCUCCAUCUCCAUGCCACUGCCUGCCUCCGUCACUUGUGCCGGUCCGGUACUCCCACCCGUACAGAUCAAAGAGGAGCCUUUGGACGAGUUAGAAGAGCCAGAGAGUCCUCCACCCCCUCAGAGGAGCCCCUCCCCGGAGCCCACAGUCAUCAAUACGCCCACCCAUGCCAGCCACGCCAGCCAGUCUGCACGGUUCUACAAGCACCUGGACCGGGGUUACAACUCUUGUGCUAGGACAGAUUUCUACUUCACUCCUCUGGCUUCAUCGAAACUGGCCAAGAAGCGAGAGGAAGCUCUGGAGAAAGCCAAGAGGGAAGCAGAGCAGAAACUGAGAGAAGAGAAGGAGAGAGAGAGGGAAAGGGAAAAAGAGCGGGAACGAGAGCGGGAGCGAGAAAAAGAAGCAGAGCGGGCGGCGAAAGCCUCCAGUUCAUCCCACGAGAGCCGGAUGUGUGACCCUCAGAUGGCUGGCCACUCCCACAUGCGUUCACCGUAUGACCCGCCCACCACUAUCGCAGCAGUGCCUCCGUACAUCGGGCCCGACACGCCGGCCCUACGCACCCUCAGCGAGUACGCCCGACCCCACGUCAUGUCCCCCACCAAUCGAAACCACCCUUUCUUUGUGUCGCUCAACCCUGGCGACCCGCUGCUGGCCUAUCACAUGCCCGGCUUGUACAACGCCGACCCAGGCAUGCGCGAGCGCGAGCUACGAGAGCGGGAGAUGCGUGAGAGGGAGAUUCGCGAAAGGGAGCUGAGGGAACGGAUGAAACCUGGUUUUGAGGUUAAGCCUCCAGAGAUGGACUCUCUCCACCCCUCCACAAACCCCAUGGAGCACUUUGCCCGGCACGGGGCCAUCACGUUACCCCCCAUGGCCGGGCAUCACCCCUUCGCCUCUUUCCAUCCGGGCCUGAACCCAUUAGAGCGCGAGCGGCUGGCCCUUGCUGCCGGGCCCCAGCUGCGGGCAGAAAUGAGCUACCCAGAGAGGUUGGCUGCAGAGCGGCUCCACGCAGAGAGGAUGGCCACGGUGGCCAACGACCCCAUCGCCCGUCUACAGAUGUUCAAUGUCACGCCACACCACCACCAGCACUCGCAUAUUCACUCCCACCUCCACCUCCACCAGCAAGACCCUCUUCACCAAGGUGGCGGUGAAUGUCUUGUGUGUCCUCCAGGCUCUGGGGGCCAUCCCCUGGCAAUGGAUCCCCUGGGAGGAGGACCUCAUCUGGCUCGCUUCCCUUACCCGCACGGCGCCAUCCCCAACGCUCUCCUCGGCCAGAAUCCACACGAGCACGAGAUGCUGCGCCACCCAGUUUUCGGUACUCCGUACCCGCGAGAGCUGCAGGGAGGUCUACCCCCGCCCAUGUCUGCCGCCCACCAGCUGCAGGCCAUGCAUGCCCAGUCUGCUGAGCUUCAGAGGCUGGCCAUGGAGCAGCAGUGGCUCCACGGACACCAUCACAUGCACGGAGGACCAUUGCCGGGUCAGGAGGACUACUACAGCCGGCUGAAGAAGGAAAGUGACAAGCAGCUGUAACCAGCCAAGGAAGGCCGCGACUUGACGGGUGCAGGACACAGGAAGUUGUUAGAGUUUUGAAGUCUUGAAGAACGGAAAAUGCCAAGUGGAUCGUCUGAGAAUUCUUCUGAUUUUUGUUUUUUGUUCCUGUCGAGGACAUUUUUUGAUUAUUAUUUUUUCAAGACAUAGACUUUCUUUGGUAUAUAGCCAGUAGUGACAACGUCCUCAAGACUCGUGCAUGACAAGCUUCCCUGACAUUUCUGUGUAGGUGCUAGAACAAGACACUGUGCUUAACAACAAAAAAAGACAAGACCGGUCAAGCCGUUUUAUGGAAAAAUAACAAGUGCUAUCUUAAACUCAACAUUUAUUUUAAUACAUUGUUGGAGGUUUUUCAUAAUUUUAAGAAAAAGCUACAGCAUGGCGUUUUUUGAGUCUGUAAAUAGUAUAUAUAAACAUAUAAUUAUUAUUAUAAUUAUUAUUAUUACUAGGUGUGGACUCCGAACCAAGUCGUUUCGACCUCCAAUAUAAUUGUUUUGAAGCAUUAUCCCUUGUUUCAGAGGGGAGCACCAUGGCAUUAUAUGAGCAGUUCCUGAGAGUCGUGGUUCAGUUGUAACGUUCCUCUGACGUCACUGUGUUAGAUUUAGUCCCACAUCAACUGUGUAAACCAUAACCCUGUCACACCCACAGCCAUCCGUCACACACCUGGGACAGGUCGUAAUGAUUUGAAACACUUGAAGAGGUGUCUGGUGAGUGCCCGCUGAAGCCAUGGAUUCAAAAGAAAACCCAAGUUUGCACUGAGAGAGUUUAUUUAAACUCCACUCGAUUGCUUUUAUCCUUUCACUUCAAAUCAAUGCUUCACACAUCAUAACUUUUUGUUUCUAUAGAGGAUGAUUUUGAUUAUGAUUUUAAACAUGUGGCUGAGCUGAAGUUGACAUUAUGCAUUUCUUCUCACAUACAUACAAGGACCUGGAUUUUAACUUGUUUCACUGUAUUAGGAGGCCAUCAGGACUUAAGGAUUGUUUUAAAUGUGUUUUAGAUGAAUGCUUGGGACUCGGUGCUAGUUGUGUUGUGGUCGUCCCCUUUUCUUCACCUGGAGCAGUCACCAAAUGUUUGUUGCAGGGCUCGUGUCUGAGCGAGUCAUCCUGCGAGUGGGCUGUAAUAAUGUCCACUGUGACACCAGAGGGGGGGUCUGCCGACACGUGAUGACCAAGAGGUAGAGGGUCGACCAUGGGUGUGAGCGUUUGUGUGUUUUCCUCACUAUGUUUUUGUAAGCCUUGGUUCUUUGGGGAGACGCACACACUCUUGGGCCUCAGGAGCGGUGUGUUUGUGUGUCUGUGUGUGUGUGUGUGUGUGUGUGUGUGUGUGUGCGCGCCACUGUUACAAGUUGUGUUGACCUGUCAUACCAGUGCACACAAGCCCACGAGUUGUUUUUUUUUUUUACUCUUGCCACGAUGAGUUCUGCUUUUGUUCCAAUACACUAAGACUGUUUGACCUUCAUGGACAUUAAACCCUACUUGCAUUUAAAAGUGACCAUAUCUUCAUAUCUUGGAGCACUAUAAAUUACAUUUGAACACAUCAAAAAUAGUCUUUGACAAGAACCCGUCAUUUUGUCUUGCCAUCUCCCACCUCCUGUCUCUCUCCUGACGACGUACUUCUCACAUCUUUGCCUCGUUUUUCUGACGAUUUCCUUGCCUUUUACUCCCUCUUUUUGUGUCUCCAGAACCUUUGAUGUUAAGUGUUGUCAAUGGUUUAGCUUCUUGUUUCAAAGCGGCAAUAGCAGAAUGUAGAUUCUGACUGCUAAGAUUUAUAUAUAUACUGGUAUCUUGAAGCUUAUUGUAUAUAUGAGUAGUCGCCAUGGGGAUGACACAAUGUAAACAAAAAGUAGAAAUAAGAAAAAUUGUGAGUCCUGUGUUCUCUCCAUUUGAGUAUUUUGUAAUUUUUUUGAAAAAUUUGUGGAAUUAAAAUAAACGACUAAGUUACACCACAAGAAA
Messenger RNA from Pungitius pungitius (ninespine stickleback), 7262 nucleotides. It is a transcript of the gene rerea, whose product is annotated as arginine-glutamic acid dipeptide (RE) repeats a. The coding region runs from base 652 to 5292 and encodes 1546 amino acids. Gene Ontology annotation, biological process: regulation of DNA-templated transcription. The record is from RefSeq and is a predicted model, not a curated record. The transcript has 22 exons. Lineage: Eukaryota; Metazoa; Chordata; Actinopteri; Perciformes; Gasterosteidae. Gene Ontology annotation, cellular component: nucleus. Gene Ontology annotation, molecular function: chromatin binding; transcription corepressor activity; sequence-specific DNA binding.